Owenia fusiformis is the source of this 1861-nucleotide messenger RNA. The record is from the annotation of a GenBank genome assembly. NCBI's taxonomy places the organism in Eukaryota, Metazoa, Annelida, Polychaeta, Sabellida, Oweniidae.
AUUCGGAAAUUAUGAUUUGUUCUUGACUGAUUUACAAUGCGGAUCGAGCAAAAAUAACAGCGGAAUAUAAAAGACGUAACGUAAGAACACGUUCACGUUUUUAGAAGGACAUAUACGACUACGACAUUCUGAAUAUUGAAUAACACAUUUGAUGUACUUAUAACGCCUGCUUUCUAAUUAACACCAGGUCUGUUCAUGUAAUAAGAUGGACCAAGGGAGAGAUAAAUACCCUGACUCAAAAGCGCAUCCUCAGAUUAAGCUCACAUUAAAUACAUUAUAUGACAAUAAUAUUAUGCUAAUAGUUACAAAAUGAAAAAUCAAUUAUAGCUAAUUAGACCAAGGGGAAGCUAUAAUUUCGUGGGAUUAAAAUUGGGCUGCCGAUGACUAAGUACUACGUAUAAAGACGCACUCACUUAGAUAUACAUAUAAAACAAGACUACCCCUCGUCUUAGUUUUGUAUCUACCGUUCAGAAUGAUGAGGUCAUACCAAUUUGCUGAUGUCCUAUCAAGAUUCGACGAGACAGGGAGAGAUGUAGCCUUAGAUAGAAUGAUGGCGAAUGCUGGAGUGAAUUCGAAGAAAAGGGGCAUGCGUGGAUUGACUCACUCCACAACAUCACAAGAACUUCAGGCUGGCUCUCUUAAUAAACUCAAUAUGUUGAAACAUAGUUUAAUCCAACAAGAACAAAGUAAUCUAUCCAAUGCUUUGGAAAGAAUACGGAUGAAAAAUCGAAGCCAUUUAGUUGCCGACCAAACAGGAGCGAAGACAGCCAAGCGCCCAAAGCCACAAACUCUUCACGCUGUCCAGCGCCUAAAACGAUAUGGUACAGGUGGCCGAGCUUUGCCUAGUUUAGCAAAAGGUAUCGUAGAAGGUAAACACCUGAAUGACGAAGGUAAAGCCCGCAGUUCGCCUCCAUUCCGGUCCCGUGAUGUUCGUAAAAGAGAUUGUACCACUGCACCCGGAAAAAUUACUUUACCGAUGUCACCAAGGGAACGCAUGGGUGGGAUGACUGUGACGCGUUUUGAGACGCAAGUUGUCGACUGUCAGACGGAAUCCAAUCCCAAAUCGUUAACACGCGAAAACAGAAACUCAAGUCCCUUUGCAAAACAAGUGCAUCUUAACGGAGACAAUACAUUGACGAAACAGAUGGCCGUAUUCAACAGGGACCCAAAGACAAACAAGUUAUAUUCAAGGGUAACAUCUCGAAGAAAUGACAAUAAGGAAGACCAGUUUUUACCCGAAUUAUCUCCAAGAAGUUACAGACUGGGACGUAAAAAUUGCGAUUUUGAAGAUACGGAGGGGCUAGUAACGGUAACAGGCCCAACGCCUAUCAACAAUCCAUACAGCGAUCGGGACACUCAUAUCAACAAACAUAAAAAAGAGAAAAGAGAUCAAGAGGUUUAUGGAAUAGCUAAUAAACAUAGUCAGGAGAGAUCGUAUUUAUCACGACAUGGGAUCCGUGCUAAUGUAACGCAAAGUGUACCUAAUAGUAGCGUGAUACACCAGAAUUACAAGGAUGACAUAACUAAAACUCCUUCGAAUUACAAACCCUCGAGAACUGUUCCAAAUUAUGCUCAGAUACCCGUGAAAUCUAUCUUUGUUGAGAUGCCGAGCAUUGUGUUUCGCCCAUCUAGUCCCGAGUCAGAUCUUGCCGAUGAUGAAGCCAUUACCCCUCGUACCAAGCAGUCACUCCAGAGAAUCUUUCGGCAAAACGAGCUCUAUGAAAAAGAAGUAAAGGAUCUAUUGGAAGAUGUACGUGAACUCAAUGAAAUGACACAACAAUUAGAGAAGAAAGCGAAAACAGAAGAACUGACAGGAGCUAUUGAAAAUUUACAGCUCGAUGAAGAAAAACAUUUUUUUUAA